Molecule: messenger RNA, 694 nt
Organism: Trichobilharzia regenti
Lineage: Eukaryota; Metazoa; Platyhelminthes; Trematoda; Strigeidida; Schistosomatidae
Source: the annotation of a GenBank genome assembly
AUAAGACACAACGUUGUACACCAAUUGUCAAUAAUAAUAAUAAUAAUUUUAUUUUCAUAUAAACAUAAAUUUACAUGAAAAUGCAUGCCAUUUUUACAGGCACGAUCAAGUAUGUUAUUGCAGAAUGGACAAUUAAUUCAUGGUUGUUUUCUCAAACCCAGCUCCAUAUUUUGGUGGGAGUCAUCGAUACUGCAGUCAUCGUUCCAUCGUUCGCUGUUCGGUGGAAGAAAGAGAAAAAUUAGGAGAAGCAUUAUAGCGAAGAUAAUAUAUUUGUUGAGGUACUGCACUGAAGAUGAUGCAAGAGCUAUACAGUGCUAUAAGCUUAUGCCCCUAAACGAAGGAUAUGCUGAGGCGAAACGUAUCCUGCGUCAAAGGUUUGGAAGACCUUCGAUGAUUGUAAGGAAUGUGUUUGAAACCGUUAAAGGUAAUGGUAGUCAAUUGCAAGAUGACUCCAAGGCACUCUCUGAGUUUUUGGAUAAUCUGAUGACCUACAAGAAUACAUUGAUUUCGAUGAAUUGCAUGAGUGAUCUGAACUCAAGUUCAGUCCUGGAGAUAAUAGCGAGACGCCUACCUACUCGACUGCAAAGGAAGUGGGUGAAGAUAAGCUCUCGUAUAGAGGAUGAAGGUAUCGAGCCAAAGUUUGAUGAUAUUCUGUAACUGGUAAACGAUAGUGUCAAUGAAUCUAUGGGCAAGU